Messenger RNA from Phyllostomus discolor (pale spear-nosed bat), 11712 nucleotides. It is a transcript of the gene CLCN3, whose product is annotated as chloride voltage-gated channel 3. Lineage: Eukaryota; Metazoa; Chordata; Mammalia; Chiroptera; Phyllostomidae. Gene Ontology annotation, biological process: chloride transport; transmembrane transport. Bases 6428 to 8884 code for a protein of 818 amino acids. Gene Ontology annotation, molecular function: voltage-gated chloride channel activity. The transcript is spliced from 13 exons. The record is from RefSeq and is a predicted model, not a curated record. Gene Ontology annotation, cellular component: membrane; Golgi apparatus; synaptic vesicle.
UGCUUUUUUCUUUAUUUUGCCAAUUCUACAAAAUAGCACAUUACAACCUGCCACUCUCAGCGUGGUGGAAUUGCUGGCAGAAGGGAAUGGCUUACAUCACCUCCACUCACUGGUAAUGCCUAUCACUUCUUUCUCUCUCUCUGCCAGGGAAAGCAAGACUAGUGAACGAGCAGUCCCAGACCUGGUUGGAAUAGGUAUACUCUUAACAUUGUGAGUUUUUCUUCUUUUUCCCCUUUCUUUUUCCAAAGUUCUUUUAGCUGGUCAGUCAGGGAGGAGUAAAGCUAAUGUGAGUAUUGGCAGAGUUUUGUUAUUACUGCUUUGGCUCAAUUCUAACCAAAAACAUGAGUUAAAGUAGAAGAACCUGACUUGACUCACAUGACUUAUUUUAGUUAUGUCUCCAAAUACUUCCUGUGUAUGGAGGGCUUUUUAUUUAUUUUUGUUUGUUUUGUUUUCUUCCCCCUCAGUUUUAUUGAGAUAUAAUUGACAUAUAUGUUGUGCGUGGGUCACCGGCCAGCAGUGACCACAGAACGCUGUGGAUGGCUCGCCGAAAAACACGCGAGAAAACACACAUGUGCAGAGACAAACUAGUUUCUGUGGGGAAGUAGGGACGAAAUGGCCACUUCCCCCUAGUGGGGAGCACCCUGAUUUACAGUCCAUACCUGCUUUUAUUGGGCUCAUUUUGCAUAAUAAUUCAGGUAAAGUACAGUACUCAUUAGGGGGAAGUAAGGAACCAUAGAAAACAAGGAAGUCUGCUGGUCUAUUGAGUCGGGGUCAAAGAGCUGUAAGACUUUGAGGAACAAACUUCCUCCUUGGACCCCUCUCAUUCAACUGAGAGCCUUCUAAACAAAGAAGGUUUCACAGUAAUUUACAUACUCUUUCUUAGGCCUGAUCACCCGGGGAAUCCGCCCUUUUCAGCACAGAGCUGCACCACCCUGUUCUUGUUUCAGGCUUAGGUGGAGCAAGGGAACUAAGGCAAUAAGGAGAUUUUCUCCCAGACGAUGAGAACUCAGGUUUUGUCAAAGCCGAGGAGUGAGGGUCCAUCACCCCCUUUUGCUGCAGCCCCCCAAGUCCUUCUUUUGGGGGGCCUCCCAAAGUGACCGUGCCUGUCUUAGGUCAUUCCCCCCUUGGGGAAUCUUACCCGUCUUUGGUUAACCGACCAAGCUUUUUGGGGUUCAGUUAUGAAUAAAGCAGCAGAAGCAGCAUUCCUGCCAGGGAGAUAAGCUUUUGUCUCCUUGCUGGCUUACGGUUCCAAGGGCGUUCCCUUAGCCUUAGCCUAGGUGGGGGUUUCAGCUUCUGAUACCAGUCAGGGCGGUUCCCAACACAUAUAGCACUGUAUAAGUUUAAGGGAUACAGCUUAAUGAUUUGACUUACAUAUGUGAAAUGAUUACCACAAUAAGUUAACCUCCAUCAUCUCAAAUAUCCAAUAUAUGCAAAAAAUAAAAGGGCCUCUUUCCUUGUGACGAGAACUCAGGACCUAUUCUCAAUAACUUUAAUGUAUACCAUACAACAGUGCUAACUAAUCAUCAUGUUGUACAUUACAUCCCAGUACUUAUUUUAUAACUGGAAGUUUGUACCUUUUGACCACCUUCAACCCAUCUCCCCACCCACACAGAAGGCUUUUAAAAAUGCAUAUAACAUCUGUGGUCAAAAGCUGACUUAAGCAAUUUAUAGUAGGCAGAAUAAUGGCCACCCACCCUCCCAUCCCCAGAAUGUGUGAAUAUAUUAGGAUACAUGGCAAGGGGGAAUUAAAGUAGCUUAUCAACUGACCUUAAAAUAGUCAGAUGAUUCUGGAUUAUCCAGGUGGGCUCAAUGUAAUCACAAGGGCCCUUAGAAGUAAAAGAGGAAGGCAAGAGAGUCAGAGUCCAAGGGAUAUGUAACUAUGAAAAAAGUUCAGAAUGAUAGGAUAUGGGAAGGACUCAACCCACCGUAACUAAAUAUGAGUAUGGAGGAAGGGGCCAAUGAGCCAAGAUGUAACCUCUGGAAGCUGCAGAAGGCACAGAAAUAGAUUCAUCCCUAGAGCCUCUGGAAGUAAACACAACUCUGCCAACACCAUUUCUGCCCGUGAUAUUUGUGUUGGAAUUCUAAACUGCAGAACUCUAAACUAAUGAAUUUUUGCUAUUUCAAGCCACUAAAUUUCUGGAAUACUAAUACAAACGCCUAUCCCCUUAAGGUUCCAGGAGCAGAGUAUGGAGAUUGGGCUCACUGGCAUUUUUUUUUAUUAUGUGGUUUAAAAAGCCCACAGCUGGACCUAUAAAAACUCCUUACUGGGUAUCAUCUCAGCCCUUGGAAACUCCUUCUUUAUCACCCCCUGCCAAGUAAAGGAUCUGGUGAUUACCGCAAUGAAUAGGAUCCCUUCUCUAACAUUUGUUGAGAAGGGAUAAGAUUCUGUUGGAAGUACUUAUUUAGCACAUAAAGAAAAUGUUCAAAGAAUUUAGCUUUAAUUCUUAACCAUCUGAAACAUCCAAGUCUGUUGAAGUGGGGGUUUAACACCACCAGAUUCUCUAACAAAAAUGCCAGAGGAAUUAGAGAAAGUUCUUCCCUAAUCUAUUGUUUUAUCACCAAACUAUCAUAUAGCUCUUUGUUUAAAUAGUAUGUUCCAUGUCUAAUGUAGUGGUUCUGACCGAGUCCUGCUCAUUAACUGGGAGUAAUUAAAAAUAUGCUUCCUCAGGUCCAAACUUGGAACAAUUAAAACAAAAAUACCAAGGUGGGACCCAAGCCAGAGUAUCUCUUUUGAAGCUCCCUAGAUGGUUCUGAUACAAAGUGAACGUUGAGAACUCCUGACAAAAUGGUUGUGUAUGUCAGAAACAACAGAUUUUAAACAAGUUAGGAUAAAGGAAUAAGGUAGUGCACAAUAUAAACAAUGUUACAGAAGGAAGUGUACAAGUUGAUUUGUUCUUGCCCACUUAUAAAAGAUACUUGAAAUAAUCCCCAUGUAGGAAUAUACUACCAUAAAAGGAUUUAGGAUUUAUUUAUAAAAAGGAUCAUAGAAAGUGCAUAUAACUAAUUAAUAGACUGUGGCUAUUGUCUGUUAUUCUCAGAGUCUCUGUGCCUGUUUCCAAAAUUAGGAAAUUUAUCUGCAGUGAAAGAAGAAAAUAUGUAAUACCUGGAAAUCUCUUGUGAAAAAUUCCACUUAGUUUAGCAAAGUUUUUGCUUGCUUUUCAACAUUUUUCUAAAAAAAAAAUCUAAGAAACUUGUUCAACAGUUUCCCAAGUAAAACAAAAGAAUAUUGUUCUUGGAAUUACUGUGGCUCCACUAAAUCUAUCGUGAUAGAAGUAAUGGAGUCAUAAGAAAUUUGACUGCAUUGUCACCAUACUCUGAAGACCAGGACUGUAUUAUCUGAGAAUUCUCAAUUCUUCCUGGAAGAAAAGAUAUAAAUAGGAUGGACAAAAGUCAUGUGUUAAGCAAAGAUAAGUUACUAACCUGCAACACAUGGUGGACAGAUAAAAAGUUAGUAGGGCAUAUACUUGAGAACAUAGAAAAGGCUGGAAUGACCAAGAGAUGCUUAAUAUUCAUGACUCACUAAACAUACAAGAGACACUAAUAUUCAUUAAAUAUUAUAUAUUCCAGACACACUAAAUAUACAUGAGACAUUCAACAUUCACAGGUCUUAGUUCUGCCACCUAGUGGUGACAGUCAUACUGUGUCCCACAUGUCCUGCUCAAGCUGUGCAAAACCUGGACCUGCUCGGAUGAAUUGGCAAGCUACUGCUGUGGACAGAAAUUCUUGCCAGUGUAUCGCUCCAAUAGAGCCAGAGUGUGUCAUUGGCUUAGGCAUCUUCCAUCUCUGGUCCCUAGCUCGAACCUCAACUCUGGUCCAAUUACAAUACCAUCAGCAAGAAGGUCAAUGUGCCAAACAGAGUCAGGGCAUAGGAACACUGCAUAACCACAGGUUUCAAUUCAUGGGUCUUCCCAUCUUAUUUGUACCCUAUCCUAAGUAUGUUAAUUUUCUCUCUUCUACCCCUGUGCUUCUCAUGAUGUCUUAGCCUUUCUUUCUAUGACCUCCAGGAUAACUCACCUGGUAGUAUAUUUGGUGGGUAUCACUGCAUUGAGGUAAUUUCUCACACAACACAAAGCAGCAUUUUAUGUUACAAAAAUUUAACAAAUAAUAAAACUCUUUUACCUAAUAUCCUAUAAUUUUCAACUCUUUGCACUCCAAAGAAUGCCUCUCCUUGAGUGUAGAUUUUCCUGGCAACAAGAGGGAAUCUCUAAAUUUGGCUCUAAGGUACAUCCUUAGAAGACCUUUUAAUCUUUAGGUUUUCUAAAUAAACCAGAUUAAGAAUUUUUAGAAUAUUCAUUAUAGUAGGGUAUAGUUUAUUUUAAUCACAAGAAGCUGAAUUCCUUGUUCCUGAAAAGGCCACUUGAACGGCCCUUUGAUUAGUGCACAUGUUGGGUGACUAGACCUCCUUGUUUCAGGAUUUAGAUUGCAAGCACUUUUGGAGGGUUUUUUUGCCGGGUGUUGGGGGGAGGGCUGCUUGUUAAGGAAACCUACUGCAUUAACUUCUAUUUUUUAUGCAAGGCCUAGCCACAGGGAAGGGCAAAGGGGGUUCUGAAAUAAAGUUACACUGAGAAAAACCUGAAUCAUGGUUUGGUACUGGCCCUGAAUUAAAGUGAUUGUGAAUGGGUGACUUGAAACUGCGAGGUUGUCAGCUGGUGUAAACAGGUAUCAGCCGAAAAAGCUGGUACUCAAGCCUCUUAAGGCAUAAAACACUCUCCGGUGAGGGUAUUACAAAGGGGGUUUCCUUUUCUUAUUAAGAGCAACCCCCCCCCCCCCCAAUAACUACUGUAAUGGGGAAGAGAGGGGUACUCUUUCAUCACCUGUAAUAGGAGGCUGUGCAUUUGAGAACAAUGACUCCAUCUUCCUUUCUACUACUUUUUGAACUGGAAUGCUUACAACUGUUACCUUUUGCCUGUUCAACCGCUGUAUUUUAGGAGUGCUGGGAGCAGAUAACUUAGCCCUUUAGUUUCACAGCCCAUAAUGGUAUUCUGAUUGUGUUGAAGAGAUUGUUAUUUUUUAGCAGAUGCAUACAAAAGUAUACAGGGGGUAAAGUAUCAUGUCUGCAUCCUUUCACAUGCUUCAGGGGGCAAAAUACACCCAAAUAUAGAUGACGCAAAUACAGCAGGUUUUUUAAAUCUAGGUGACUGAUCCUGUCGUGCCCAUGAUGAAAGCUGUUCAAUACAUAUUCAGUUAUAACAAGUUGAAUUUACACUUUGAAAAAAGUUACAUAUUUUCUUAAAAAUAUGUAGUUUGCCAGCAUUAUUUCAGCAGAAUGCAUAAUUGCUAAAUUUGGGUUAUCGAUUUUCUUUACGCUAGGCACAAUGCCUGCGGCGACGCACGCGGCCAUGCGACCCCAUUGCAUUCCCUGCCUGCGCGCGACCUAUAAGCACAGGCAGCAUGGGCUGCUGCUGGUCUGAAUUCCAAGGACCACAUUUCUCACGGUCUAAGUGUUAGUUACUAGCACUUGUCGACGGCUGCUUUUGGUUUUCAGUCUCGGGAUCGACGCCUGCAGGCGUUUCACGCGCAGCUCCAGAAUAGUCUUCUCUCCCCAGCGUGGAAGUGCAGCUCCUCGAGGGCACUGCUGGAGGCGCGCGUGUCUAGACUUCUGAGACACCUCUCCGGACGCACCCGCCUCCAGUCCUUUCGCUAGGUCACCAGCGGAGCAAACAGCAAAGCCGAGUGACGCGAGCUGACCCAUAGGAAAGGUUUCACUACCAGAUCAGCCCUCCGCCGAGUGCUUCCCACUCCUGCGGUCGGUUCCUCCUGGUGCCCCGCCCCCUGCUUCCGAAUUGCCCAAUAGGCGCCUUUGCGGAGCUGGCUUGGCCGGAGGAGGAGGUGUUGGGGCGGCCGGACGCUGAACGGCGGUUCACGUCUACGCGGUGACGUCACGCGCCGACGCACCUGUCGGGCUCCGGAUUUUUUGCUGCUUUUCUUCCCCUUCCUCGGGUCGGGGCGGUCGGUUCCGGAACCUGCGGCGCCUUUCUCGUAGUCUAAGUUCGCCCGCGGCCGGAAUCGGCUGCUUGUUGAGAAAGGAGGGUGUGGUGGGUUGAAAGCCAUUCUACUUCGUCCCGAGUUAGACCUUGGAUUCAGUUUUAGUCUCUUGAAAGUGAUGUUGGAGAUUAUUUUUAAUUUUGGGUAGCAGCAGGUUAACUCUAGGGCCCAACGCAAGCUGAUUCAACUUUAUGCUGCUCCUGUGUUUGGAGGAGGACCAAAAAAACAAAAAGUCCCACCUGGCAAAAUUUCCGUAACCGCUUCAGUCGAAAACCCCAGGUAUUUUUUAAAUUACGAUAGUUCUUGUGUCAAGCUUCUUCAGGUGGAGCUUCCAGGGUUAGCUAGGUUUUGGGUUUGAAACAGAUGCAGAAUCCAAAGGCAGUGCAGAAAACAGCCACCGAUUUUGCUAUGCCUCUGAGCUGCAAGAUAACCAGACAGCUCAAUGGAGUCUGAGCAACUGUUCCAUAGAGGCUACUAUAGAAACAGCUAUAACAGUAUAACCAGUGCGAGUAGUGAUGAGGAGCUUUUAGAUGGAGCAGGUGUCAUUAUGGACUUCCAAACUUCUGAAGAUGACAAUUUGUUAGAUGGUGACACAGUAGUUGGAACUCAUUACACAAUGACAAAUGGAGGCAGCAUUAACAGUUCUACACACCUACUGGAUCUUUUGGAUGAACCAAUUCCAGGUGUUGGUACAUAUGAUGAUUUCCAUACUAUUGAUUGGGUGCGAGAGAAAUGUAAAGACAGAGAAAGGCAUAGACGGAUCAACAGCAAAAAGAAAGAAUCAGCAUGGGAAAUGACAAAAAGUUUGUAUGACGCAUGGUCAGGAUGGCUGGUUGUAACACUGACAGGAUUGGCAUCAGGGGCAUUGGCUGGAUUAAUAGACAUUGCUGCUGAUUGGAUGACCGACCUAAAGGAGGGCAUUUGCCUUAAUGCGUUGUGGUACAACCAUGAGCAGUGCUGCUGGGGAUCUAGUGAGACAACAUUUGAGGAGAGGGAUAAAUGUCCACAGUGGAAAACGUGGGCAGAAUUAAUCAUUGGUCAAGCAGAGGGUCCUGGUUCUUACAUCAUGAACUACAUAAUGUACAUCUUCUGGGCCUUGAGUUUUGCCUUUCUUGCAGUUUCCCUGGUAAAGGUAUUUGCUCCAUAUGCUUGUGGCUCUGGAAUCCCAGAGAUUAAAACUAUUUUGAGUGGAUUCAUCAUCAGAGGUUACUUGGGAAAAUGGACUUUAAUGAUUAAAACCAUUACAUUAGUACUCGCUGUGGCAUCAGGUUUGAGUUUAGGAAAAGAAGGUCCCCUGGUACAUGUUGCCUGUUGCUGUGGAAAUAUCUUUUCCUACCUCUUUCCAAAGUAUAGCACAAAUGAAGCUAAAAAAAGGGAGGUGCUGUCAGCUGCCUCAGCUGCAGGUGUUUCUGUAGCUUUUGGUGCACCAAUUGGAGGAGUUCUUUUUAGCCUGGAAGAGGUUAGCUAUUAUUUUCCUCUUAAAACUUUAUGGAGAUCAUUUUUUGCUGCUUUAGUUGCUGCAUUUGUUUUGCGAUCCAUUAAUCCAUUUGGAAAUAGCCGUCUGGUUCUUUUUUAUGUGGAGUAUCAUACACCAUGGUACCUUUUUGAACUGUUUCCUUUUAUUCUCCUCGGGGUAUUUGGAGGGCUUUGGGGAGCCUUUUUCAUUAGGGCAAAUAUUGCCUGGUGUCGUCGACGCAAAUCCACCAAAUUUGGAAAGUAUCCUGUUCUUGAAGUCAUUAUUGUUGCAGCCAUUACUGCUGUGAUAGCCUUUCCUAAUCCAUAUACGAGGCUCAACACCAGUGAACUGAUUAGAGAGCUUUUUACAGACUGUGGGCCCCUGGAAUCCUCUUCUCUCUGUGACUACAAAAAUGACAUGAAUGCCAGUAAAAUUGUUGAUGAUAUUCCUGAUCGUCCAGCAGGCCUCGGAGUAUAUUCAGCUAUAUGGCAGUUAUGCUUAGCCCUCAUAUUUAAAAUCAUAAUGACAGUAUUCACUUUUGGUAUUAAGGUUCCGUCAGGCUUGUUCAUCCCCAGCAUGGCCAUUGGAGCCAUUGCGGGAAGGAUUGUGGGGAUUGCCGUGGAGCAGCUUGCCUAUUACCACCACGAUUGGUUUAUCUUCAAGGAGUGGUGUGAGGUCGGGGCUGAUUGCAUUACUCCUGGCCUUUACGCCAUGGUUGGUGCUGCUGCGUGCUUAGGUGGUGUGACAAGGAUGACCGUCUCCUUGGUGGUUAUUGUUUUUGAGCUCACUGGAGGCCUGGAGUAUAUUGUUCCCCUUAUGGCCGCAGUAAUGACCAGUAAAUGGGUUGGAGACGCCUUUGGUAGGGAAGGCAUUUAUGAAGCACACAUUCGGUUAAAUGGAUACCCUUUCUUGGAUGCAAAAGAAGAAUUCACUCACACCACCCUGGCUGCGGAUGUCAUGAGACCUCGAAGGAACGAUCCUCCCUUGGCUGUCCUGACCCAGGACAAUAUGACAGUGGAUGACAUAGAAAAUAUGAUUAAUGAAACCAGUUACAAUGGCUUCCCUGUCAUCAUGUCAAAAGAAUCUCAGAGAUUAGUGGGAUUUGCCCUCAGAAGAGAUCUGACAAUUGCAAUAGAAAGUGCAAGAAAAAAACAAGAAGGAAUCGUGGGCAGUUCCCGUGUGUGUUUUGCGCAGCACACCCCGUCCCUCCCGGCAGAAAGCCCCCGGCCCUUGAAGCUGCGCAGCAUUCUGGACAUGAGCCCUUUCACGGUGACGGACCACACGCCCAUGGAGAUCGUGGUGGAUAUUUUCCGAAAGCUGGGUCUGAGGCAGUGCCUUGUAACUCACAAUGGGCGCCUCCUUGGCAUUAUAACAAAAAAAGAUAUCCUCCGUCAUAUGGCCCAGACGGCAAACCAAGACCCCGCCUCAGUAAUGUUCAACUGAAUCUCAUGGACGAGGAGAGAGAGGAGGCAGAAGAGGAAGUCCGUUUGUUGAAUAGCACAACUCUGUAACCUGAGGGAGUCGUCUACUUACAGUUCUCCUUUAAACAAGCAAACAGACAAACAAAAAGGAGAUAGAAAAGCCAGGCUUUUGCAGCAUGGUUUGCAAAUAGUGCUGCUGGAAUAAAGGAAUUGUUUGAGAAGGGAAAGGAGAGAGAAGGAAAUGAGUGAGGUAGAGCAGCCAACCCACUCCUGUUCUUCUGCAUGGGAUGCGCUUUCUGCCGAGGACGGGUCCUGAGAGUGAGGCUUGAGCCCCAGCCGAGAGGACCCUGGAGCCCAGCUCGGAGCGCCUGGCCUGUUACUCCAACAUCGCCAAGACAUGAAAUCAGUCCCUGUUCCUGGAGGGAUAACUUUGAAUUGAGCCAUCUGUGAGACUGCAGGUCUUGCCCUUUUUUUAUCAAAACUGUUCUGUUUAAUUCAUGAAUUGUAUAGUUAAGCAUUACCUUUCUACAUUCCAGAAGAGCUCUCGCCCCUCUCCCUCCCUCUCCCCCUCUCUUUCUCUCUCUUGCUGUAACAAAGCCUCUUUAAAUCGGUGUACCCUUUGAAGCAGUCCUUUCUCAUAUUGAGAUGUACUGUGAUUUUGCUGAGGUUUCAUCACAAGAAGGGAGUGUUUCUUGUGCCACUAGCCCUGCCGCCGGCACCAUCACUGAGUGCCUGGAGCAGUCACAGGCACCACAGCACAGACUGACCAGACAGGUAAACUCUCCAGUGCAGCAUGAACAAAACCCCUCCGCUUGUGUGCCGUGUGGUUCCGAGUCCACAAUGAAACGUGAUUGUACGGAUAAAGUCUUCUUUUUGUUUUUUUUCCUCUCAGACUUCAUGGGUAAUGUGGCCUGGUCUUACGCAUAUUUUCUGUCUCUGAAACUACUAUGAUAUGCAAGUGCUGUGUGGCGUAAGGAGACAGAGUGCUGCUGCUUUGACGGUAAAGGGAAGGAAAUACCCUGUCUAGCUGUGUCUGGUAUUAACUGCACGUUUAAACACUGGAAUUUUUUUUUUCUUGAAAUAAGAUCAGUCAUUUUUUUCUUUCCUCAAGAUAUUUUACUGCUGACACUGAAGAAAUGUAAUUCAUAACUUGCACUAAAUGUAUAUUUCUUCUCCUAAAAAUUUACCAUUCUUAUUUAUAUUUUUAUGGAUUAAAAUUUAUAAAAUACAGAUCAGUUAAUAUUUCACUUAAAUAAUUUUACCUUUUUAAUGCAAUUUUUAUAGACUAAUUCAGACUUACAAAUACGGAGAUAUGAACACAAAGUUUACAGUGGGAACGAGGGUGUACGAGAGGCGGUGGCGGCUUCUCUCUGGUCCAGUGUGUACAUAACCCUUUCUCUGGUCUUCACUGCCACCCUCCGCCCUGUCCAUUCUGACUCAUUAACUGGAGAGUGGAAACACUACACAUCACUUUGCAGAUUAAAAUCAAAUGUUAAAUAGUGUUUACCUUUUAAAAAAAUCAAGUGGAAACAAUAAAAUUGCAAAGGUAGCAGUUAAAAUCAUAAUCUGAACAUAAGCUUUGAAUCUUUGGAUAUGUCGCAUCCACAAGUGUUCUGUUCAGUGACAUUUUGACUAGCCACAGUGCACAUUUUUGCAGGAUGAAUUGAAAAGGUACUGGGGUGUUUCAGGGGUUUUUGUUUUUGGAAAUGUCUGUCUUAAUCAUGAUCUGAAUUCACUAUUGGCAAAGGCAGUUUUACUUGAAGGACUGGCCUAAAUAUUCUGUGAUUAUGCAUUCUGGGCCGAAAAGUGAAAUUUUUGCAGACAGACAUUUUCUGAAACAACUGGCAAUGAGCUGCUCUUUGGAAAUGUCUCUUCCUAGCUUUUAAUAAUAAUAAUAAUAAUAAUAAUAUAUCUGUAAGAUCUUGAAGAUUUAUAAGAUCACAAAGCCAUAUUAGAAUAACAGUCGAAAGUUGAGCAAAGUUUCAGCAAUUUUGUGAAACAUGCUGAGUUUUGCUAUCUGCCUAAAGUUAGUAUUUUCUCCAAGACAUUCCCCACUUUGGCAGACUUCAGAAGGUUUCCUUAGUGGUCUUUCCGAGUUUAUUUGACCAUCCAGAGUGAAAUAACUUACCUCCAGCUUGUCUGAGUGCAUUUGCAGAGUGCAAGGCACUGCUAGAGUGGGAGCCCUGCAGGAUUGGCUACUGAGUAACUUGCUUGUCCUCAAUUACAAGCCUUCAAAGGAGGGACGAGCUUCUUUGCAGAUAGCUUCAUAACAUUCAACUUCACAUGGAUUUCUUUUUCUGUGUUUUCUUUUUUGAUUUUAGGGCCUCCUUUCAUUGCCCAUCCUGGUUCAGAGACUGACAUUUCAGGGUGGAUAGUAAUUUUCUUCUUGAUUUGUUUCCACCCUGAUAUGUCUUACAGCUGAAAUACAGGAAAAGUGCCAUAUUUUUAUGCGUUCAGUGGUUUUCUUUGGUAUUCUGAUCUGUUCCAUUUUUCUUUUCUUCUUGUUGAGGUGUGUCUGCUUUUUAACCAAACCAUGAAUAGUGGAGACCAUGAAAUAUGUGUGCCUAGCUGAUUGGCAAAUUAAUUGACCGAUAGAGUAAAUGGAGCGCCUUAUUUGAGUACCCUUUUUGAGAAGGUAUGAUGAGAAUGGGCAAGGCUGUCAGCAUCUCUUCUUAAUAAUUGUUUUCAGUUUGGUUCAUGAAGAAUGCUUAGUUUGUUAAUCUGUGAUGUUGCCUAGAGCUGUAUUUAUCUGUUUUCAUUUAUACUAGUGUAGUAAAGCUGCAUAUCAUUACAGUAAAAAUGAUUACUGUGAUGAGUUAAUCAGAAUAUCUAUUAAAAUCUAUAUGACAA